Molecule: messenger RNA, 6924 nt
Organism: Harpia harpyja (harpy eagle)
Lineage: Eukaryota; Metazoa; Chordata; Aves; Accipitriformes; Accipitridae
Gene: PI15
Product: peptidase inhibitor 15
Exons: 5
Coding region: 192-968 (258 amino acids)
Cellular component (GO): extracellular region
Source: RefSeq, a predicted model, not a curated record
CUGGAUUGUUUUUAUGGUUGGGCUGACAGGCAGAAUCAUUUUUCUGAUCAUAGCCUGCCAGUUUACUUUGUCUUGCUACCCAGAUGUACAGAAUCACAUCUUUGACAUCUUCUCUUCUACAGAUCUGUUUUCUACUGUCCUGACUUAAAGCAGAGUACCUCUGUGGCCUAUCUUUCUCCUUUGGCCCCAAAAUGACAGUAAUCGCUGCAAUCAGUUGUGCUUUCUUAUUUUGCAUUCUCUGUGAAACAAGUGCAUUAGUGUUACCCAACUCCACUGACCUACUCCUGUCAGACAAUAACUUCACUGACAUUGAGACAGCUUUGGCAGCUCAUCUGGACUCUGCAAAAAUUCCCAAAGCCAGGCGGAAGCGCUACAUUUCACAAAAUGACAUGAUUGCCAUUCUUGAUUAUCAUAAUCAAGUCAGAGGCAAAGUCUUCCCACCUGCUUCCAACAUGGAAUAUAUGGUUUGGGAUGAAACUCUUGCCAAAUCUGCAGAGGCUUGGGCUGCUACAUGCAUUUGGGACCAUGGACCUUCCUACUUACUUAGAUUCUUGGGCCAGAACCUGUCUGUAAGAACUGGAAGGUAUCGAUCUAUUCUCCAGCUGGUAAAGCCAUGGUAUGAUGAGGUGAAGGAUUAUGCUUUCCCUUAUCCUCAGGAUUGCAACCCCAGGUGCCCCAUGCGAUGUUAUGGACCCAUGUGCACCCAUUACACACAGAUGGUUUGGGCCACUUCCAAUCGUAUAGGCUGCGCAAUCCACACAUGCCACAAUAUGAACGUCUGGGGAUCCGUUUGGCGACGAGCUGUUUACUUGGUAUGCAACUAUGCCCCAAAGGGGAAUUGGAUUGGAGAAGCACCAUAUAAAGUAGGAGUCCCAUGUUCAGCUUGUCCUCCGAGCUAUGGAGGUUCUUGUACCGACAAUCUCUGUUUCCCAGGAGUAACAUCAAACUACUUAUACUGGUUUAAAUAAGUUAAGGUUUACAUUAUUCCGAAAAAAAACCCCAUGAAUGAGUAACAAGAAGCUUGUAUAUUGAAUUUUGCACAUAUUAUAUAGAGAGAGAUAUUGUAAUAAUACUCUGAUGUUUUCUUUUUGUAUGCUUUUGUAUAAUUAGCUUUCAAAGUAUAGUAUAAUUUGGUUUUAACACUUUGGGAUUUAAGACUCACAUUAACCCUUUUAGAUUAACAUUUUGUUAAAGGAGAGCAAACUAAUUUUCACCUUAGCAAGUAUAGCUUCCUGAAGAUUAUGUUCUAUUAAAAGCACAUUAAAAGAUAGAAUAUGACUUCCUUUUAAAAAUAAUAGCUCCAGAGAGACAAAGGUUGUUGUUUAAUACUGUGCUUUAAAAAUGGUGUGAUGUGCAAAGCACCAAAUUCUCCUCACACUCCCAAUGGUUCCUCCUGUUUACACCUGUGCUUUCACCUGCAAUGUCAAUGGGGCCAUGAGCAGAGGGAAACAUAUGUGCAAGAGAAACUGCAGGAUAUUACCUACCUCAUGCACAACAUCAAUUCGUUUAUGGCGUUUCAAGAGUUCAGCACACGGCUGCUGCUAUCAUCAACGAUGCCUGUGUGCAGACAGGAAAAUUAGAGAGAAUGAGGAACCACACUGGCCAAGAUGCAGUGGCUGUUAACUCACAUGCCUAAAGUCUUACCUAGAUAGAAGGCCACAUCUCUUUAGAUAUAUUGGUAUAAUAGCACAGCCUGACUCUACCUUCCUGUGUUCCUGAACACAGUCAUCAUGGUAUAAUGGUGCUUUGCAGCAGUAUAUUUAUUCUUGUACAGGAAGGCAAAGAAAUACAUUGCUACAAAGCAACAUACAUCAAUACAUGACAUCCAUACUGUCUUUUACACUGUAAGUUUGCCAGUAUAUGUGCUGUCCCCCUGACUGAAACUCAGCCAGGUGAAACUUUCAAGGAGAGAUCAGACCUAAAAGUAGGUAAGAGGAUUUCCAAAUAAAAGACAUCAGGCAACUUUAAAACUUCAUACAGAUUUGUUACAAAAAUUCCAAAUUUCUAAAGCAAUUGGCAGUGUCCUUUAAAAUAUAUUGUGCUGUUUCCUGAAAAUAUCUGUAUGAAUUAAUAAAAACCAAAUCUAUUUAUUCAUACCUUUCCUGCCCAAAACUGAACACCUUAUGGGUGCUUACUAGAAAAUUUAUAAAGAGGACCUACACUUUAGGCUAGAAUAUUAUACAGGUAGUUUUCUUGAAAAACAGAUUAUAAAAAGGAGGAAAUUGAAUGUCUGCCACAACUACUAUGUCAUUGAAAUAGCCUUGAGUUUUGGCUUUGUAUUACAGGGCAGAAUGUACUCCACUUUAAAUAUACGUGUUUAGUCUGCUUGCAGUGCUACAUUUAGACCUCUGAAAUUUAUGAACUUUGAAAAGCAAUACUGAGUAGAGCAAGCAGAACAACAGAGGAUAAUUUCACUAGUGCUACAUAUGUAUGUGUCUUUAAGUCACUAAUUCAGUCCUUUCGAGGGUGUUUCAGACAGUCUGUCACCAGAAUAUGAAGUAUCAUAUUGGUGACAUAAAAAGAAAGAUCAGAGUGUGAAUUCUUCAUGCUAGUUGUUCUUUUUCUCCAGCAAGAUAUCUGGGGGCGGCAGGGAACGGGCGCUACAGCGUAUGAAAUGUAGCAGCUCCUCUCCAUCUAUCCAUAAUCUGAUCCCUCAGAGAGUGCCAGCAACUGAUCUGUGGCUCUUCAGACAUUUCUGAUAAGUGGUAUUUCUGUAUCUGACAGGACAAUAACUAGACAAGUAUAUUGUCUUCAAAUGUGUCUAUGUUUUAAAAGAACAACACUUGUAAUAUUCCACUAACUUUUAUUCUAACUGUUACAAUAUAAAUGGUUUUCCUUUUGGUUUCAAAGGGGCUUGGACUUGGACAGUGCUCAAUCAGUCAAGCACUUUGGCUGAGUAAAAUCCAGUCCUGUUUUGAGAGUGAAGCACAACCUCUUUGCAUCAUCUUUGUCACAUUAAAAGAAUUCAGUGAGACAAAACUACUAGGUGGGUCACUAGCCCUCAGCCAGCCCAGUUUUGACAAAGAUGCAUGGGACAAAUACAUUUUUGUUCCUCAUAAGAAAUCUCCUCUGGAGGUAAAGACAGCACAGGUAAAACAGUGCAUCUAGCCAUUUUCAGUAUUUUUAUUUUCUUUUUUAAUACAAGAUAGGAAGCAGAGCCUAAGCAAAAGUUCAGGUUAAGCCAUGGAGCCUACAGCAGUAGGUCUAACAAUAGACGACUAUGCACUUUGGAACUUGCAACUUAUAUGUUGUAUGGUACACUUUCCAAACAGGACUAGACAUUGUAAAUUAAUUUAUAAUUCUGUAAUUCAGCUGAAAUUAUUAUAACGGGUAUAUAUGUUAUCGUAUCUGUUACUUUUUAAGUUGCUACAAAUACCUUGAUUUUGUGGAAUAUUUUGUUUUCUGUGGAUAUAGAAAACUUUGCUUUUAACAAACAGGUAUGCAGGUUUUUUCACAACAUCCCAUAAUGGUGCUAGGGAUUAACUUUUGUAAUCACACUGUAAUUUACAGCAGCAAAAAAUGAUCUGGGUAUAAGCUAUUUCAAAAGAGCAGCUCCUGAUAAAACCAGCCACAAGCACUCAAGCAUCAGCUGAAUAUUUGUCAUUGAACAGAGAGGAUUACAUACAGCUCAUCAGAUAUUUGAUUACCACAUGAAAUUUGCCCUUCCACUUUAUUAAAUAAGUAGUUUACUGAAGGCCUUUCCAUAUUAUCCAUUUGAAUCUCCCCAGUUUCUAUCAUCUUUUUUCUCUUGGGCCAGGUAAUAAAAAUGCCAGUAAAGCUCUACUUUGAUUACCAGUGUCAGUGCUGCCUGAUUGAUUACCUGACACCACGUGCUGCUAGAACAAAAGUACUGAAAUGUGUGGAAGACUUCAGAUGUCUUCGGCAGUGUAUCUACUCUGAUACAUACUGAGGAAAAUUCUUGAUGAGUUCAAGGCUAUGCUGAGGCAAACUACCCCCAGUUGCUAUUCUGAUAGCCCUGAAGAUUUGUACUAAUUCCUUCCAAGCAGAGUGCUGUGCCUUUAAAGACAGAGAAGUUAGCUCAGAAUUCUGUGCUAAAUAUAAAAUUAUGAAAGUAUACACAAACUAAAAUAAGGCUAAAAAUAUUUUUGAUCAACAUACUAUGAGAGUCAUAAGACUAAAAAUGAUAUAAUUGAUGUCAUUAAUUAUUGAGUGCAGCUGUUUAUAAUAUCUGCUUGUGAUUUUUUGCCUCAUUUAAAUGUCUAAGAUGAUGGGUAGCAAUUGAUAACCUUUUGGUGCUAACCUAUAUGUUCUGGUGCUGAAGUUAUACAUUAUUUUUUGUGGAAGAUGAGGUUUAGUUCCAAUAUUACCAUAUACACUCCAGUGUUUUGAGAUUUUUUUCAGCUAAGCAUAUAAUUUACCACUAGGCCAGAUUUGCUUUCAAGUUCCUUUUUAUGGUUGUUUCAGGCUCUAAUGAGAGUUUUAUGUGCAUCAGAGAGGAAAAUGUAUUCCAGUUCAAAACCAAAACAAACAGCACCCUCCCCUCAUCGCAACAGUGAAGUGCCUGUGGAACAAAUUGAGGAGAGUAAGACCUCAGAUUCAGAUUGAUGCUGAGCAGGUUUAAGUGAUUGCAAAUCCUCUCUCUGGGGUGAUAAAUGACUUCAGAAAAUCUGGGCUUGACCUUGCACACUUAUCCUUGGGAAGCUGUGUGUUUCUCUUCUCUGAGAUCAGUUUGUUCCCCUCUGAAUUUGAGAUGAGUUGGAUAAGGCCUCACUGGAAACUGUGGCAGGUUUAACACAACUUUUGCAGGAGUGAGAAAGUUGGAUUCCAUGAGAGCUUUAUGGACAGCAAAAUUAGGCUUCACGUGCCAUCCCCUAUCAACACUGGGAAAUACCACGGGGCUUUGAAAGAGGAAACCUCCCAGAGCAAAAGUGCUCUAUACCACAGCUGGGAUCUAACAGAAGGAAAUAUAUCUGUGUCUAUAUCCAUAUCUAUAUCUAUAGAUGAGUGGAUAGAUAGGUAGCUAGAUCUAUCUGUUUAUACAUGAUCUUCGAGGAUCAGGUUGCAAGCAUGGAUGCCCUCUUGUGGUUGAGAAUGCCAAUAUGUUGGUUUGAUUUCAUCAGAAUACAAAAGGUUUUAGGAUUUUUUAAAAACAAACACAAGCAAAUUUAGUUUGUUUCCUUUAAAAUUUUUGGCCUUGAUUUUAAAGACACAUGACUUUGUCUGUUUUCUUUGAGAAAUGACGUCCAUUACAUAACUCCUCCAUUUCUUACUUUUACGUGAUUUGUAAGUAUAGAACUCAGUCACAGUUGUAUUGGCUGUUGGUUACCUAUCAUAUCAAGUUUUAUGAGUAUGAGGUAAAACAGGUAUUCAGAUGUCAGAAAAAUUUUUAGAGGUGUUAAAUCAGAUAUAGUUCUUAAAAAGCAGGGGUGGGAAGCCUCGCUACUCAGAUAUUAAAUUCUAAAGAUCCCUAAUAAAAUAAGUUUUAAAGGUCCAAAUUACUGUUGAAAUUUGCCCAUUAUUACUAAGUUUUCAAAAUAAAACUGUUGCUUUCCUUUUCUAGAAUGAAAUGAUCUCAUAGAAUCCAAGCACACAGCAUUUUUAUGGUGCUUUUUAAAACUGUGCAAAAUAGAAAAUGUGUAUGCUCUGGUUGUCAGAUCAUAAUUGGUCUGAUGGUCUCGAAGUGCACAAACCUUCCUGUUUGGGUUCAUAAGGAUAACAUUAAGCUUCUGUCAAUAAUAACCACAGCCUUCUCAAACUGCUUUCUUUCAAUAAAAAAUAAAUUGGAAAUCAAGAAAGAAAAUAGCAAUGACCCAUCUGGUUAAUUCAAGAAAAGAAAAAAAAAACAUUACUAUUGGUAAUUUCAAGACUUUCUUGUGGCUUAACCUUCAUUUACUGACUUUCCCUCAGGAUUUAGUUAUUUUCUGUUAGAGAAGAAUUUUUUGCUCAUAUUACAAGGCAAUGCAUUUUUAAAUUCACACAAGUCAGUGGGACAGACAUAAACUUUUGAUAGUUAUCCCUACUCUGCUGUGCUCCCCUGAGUGUGAAGUGUGAGAAAACCAGACUGAAAUGGUUGCAAUUCAGUAUUAUCUCCUUGUCUUCUGCCAAAAGACAAAAUUCAGAGUGGAAAAAAGAUUUUGGCACCUUAUCAUUUGGCAGUCAGGAUGCAAAUUCUUUAAAAAUCCCUCAUACUGACAAUCCAUAUAAAUUAUGCUUGGGGUUUUUUUGGCCGGCAGGAGAAGAGGGAAUGUCCCUCAGGUUAUAAGUUUAGCUCACAAGAGCAAUUGUUAUUCAAAUCACUGGGCUGUUCAUCAUGGUGCAAACUUGCUACAGCUUCAAUAGAUCAUCAUGUAGGUCAGGAAGUAUCUUAGAUGCAAUAUUUAAGGUAAUAAACUUGUUCCUUAAGAGUGAAUGGUAAUAUUGGAAUCUAAUAGCUCUGAGGAGUUAAACAUCUUUGUUUCAUGUAGGGUGCUCUUACAUAAUUGAAACGGUGCUUAAAGGCAGGGUUCAUUUAAGAAGCAAACCAUCUACAGUUUCUUUCUUCCAUAUGCAAUAAGGAAAGAUUUUUCUGAGUAUUGAAGAUGUUGAGGAUUGGAAAAUGAUGAUAUUUCUAUGCUUUCUAUCUGAACCCAAGCCAAAAAAAAUGUUCAGUGUUUAACCAGUGAAAUGUCCUUUCCCCCCUCUCAUUAUAUAUUUUCAUCAUUGCUUGUUUAGAUUUUUCUGAUAAUUGUGUGGGUGGGGUUAUAUCUGUUUUUUCAGAGAAGAAAGCUUGUGUAACACAUGUCUUGCAGUGAACUUAUCAAUAUAACAUUUCUUUCAUAUUGUCAUAUAUACAUGUUAUACCUGAGAUAUAAAUUUGUAUCCCUGUUUCAUCUUCUAAUGCUAUGAAACUAUAAAGAAAUGUACAUCAUUUUGAUCUAUUUUGUAACAUCUAUGCAUUUAAAUAAAUAAGUAAAAUUAUCAGUA